AUGGUAUCUAGAACCUCCAUCUCCCCCAAAUGUGCAAAGCCAACCUUCCUAGUACCCGAAUAUGUCAAGAAGAUACUGGACGCUUCGGCAGUUGCAAAAGGUACAUGGAGACCUCGAUUACGUCUGGUAGGCAACAAUGUCCCGUCAGUAGAUAUCGCGAUAGUAUGCUGCAACGAAGACCUGUCCGUGAUACUCGAUACGGUGAGAGCCGCUUUGAAUACAGAUUGGCCGAGUGACAGGGUCCGGAUCAUUGUCUCAGACGACGGAGCUCAAAAGAGUGUUGCAAGGGGUGUGCAACGUCUACAAGAGCAGUACCCCAACAGUCACCUCUUCUACACGGCACGUCAGAGGACUCCUGCAAACAGUCACAAAGCAGGUAAUCUCAACCACGUACUCGAGUACACGGCAAGACUUCCAGGAGGCCAGGCGCCAUUCAUUGCGGGAUUAGAUGCCGACAUGAUCCCUGCGAGACACUGGCUGAGAGCACAAUUACCACAUCUGCUCGGGGAUCCAAAGAUGGCAUUUACCUGUCCACCAUCUUGCUUUUAUAACGUUCCCAUGGAUGAUCCCCUGUCGCAGUCACUCUUCGUCUUCCACAAGUUCGAAGAGACGAUAAAGGAUGGAGCAGGCAUCGCGUGGUGCACUGGAUCUGGUUGGGUCAUGAGACGGACAGCCCUGGCCGAGAUAGGCGGCUUCCCUUCGCAAUCACUAACUGAGGAUGUUCUUUGUGGCAAUCUCCUCAUUGGCAAAGGCAGGCAAAGCUACUUGUGCUGA
Messenger RNA from Alternaria arborescens, 774 nucleotides. RefSeq lists its product as hypothetical. NCBI's taxonomy places the organism in Eukaryota, Fungi, Ascomycota, Dothideomycetes, Pleosporales, Pleosporaceae. Bases 1 to 774 code for a protein of 257 amino acids. The record is from RefSeq and is a predicted model, not a curated record. The transcript has a single exon.